GCGCAUGAGCAGAAAGCGGACAGGUGGCUGUCACGCGAAGGGACAGCUCGAGGUGUCUCAUGUCAAAUACAGCUGAGCACGGAGAAGGGAGAAGGAGAGCGGAAUCUAAAGGGACUCGUGAGGUGACAGUGGACCGGAGAGUGCGUGCGUGCGUGAGAGAGGGAGCGCGAGCGCGCGCGUGCCCUCCCUCGAAGUUUGACAUCCCGAGCGGGCUGCAGAAGGACUCGCGCUGCGUCGCUGCCAUGGAGCCUCGCAGGUGCGCCGGACCUGUAUUGAUUGGCGUUUACCUGUGGACGACCUUCUGCUGUAAAGGUUGCCAUGGCGGUGUGUACCAAAGGAAGCUGUACCGAGACCUGAUGGUAAACUACAAUCGCCUGGAAAGACCCGUCCAAAACGACUCUGCACCCAUUGUUGUGGAACUUGGCCUCACACUGCUACAAAUCAUCGACGUGGAUGAGAAGAACCAGGUGAUGAUCACAAAUGCCUGGCUGCAGCUGCAUUGGACAGACAUUUACCUUUCGUGGAAUCAAGAGAGUUACCCUGGGGUGCAGAAUCUGCGCUUCCCUUCUAACCUGGUUUGGGUUCCAGAUAUCCUCCUCUACAACAGUGCUGACGAGAGGUUUGAUGCUACGUUCCACACAAACGUGUUAGUAAACGCUUCAGGAUCCUGCCAAUACAUCCCACCAGGCAUUCUGAAGAGUACCUGCUACAUUGAUGUGCGCUGGUUCCCAUUCGAUGUGCAGAAGUGUGACCUGAAGUUUGGCUCCUGGACACAUGACGGCUGGCUGCUGGACCUCCAGAUGAUGGACGUGGACAUCUCCACCUACAUACCAAACGGGGAAUGGGAUCUUGUUGGUGUGCCGGCUAAACGGAAUGAGCUGUACUACGACUGCUGUAAGGAGCCAUAUCCAGAUGUGACGUUCACAGUCACUAUGCGCCGCAGGACGCUUUACUACGGCCUCAACCUGCUCAUCCCCUGUGUGCUCAUCUCUGGUCUGGCCCUGCUGGUCUUCCUGCUCCCCGCUGACUCUGGAGAGAAGAUCUCACUGGGCAUCACAGUGCUGCUGUCUCUAACAGUCUUCAUGUUACUGGUCGCAGAGAUCAUGCCUGCCACUUCAGACUCCGUUCCUCUGAUUGCCCAGUACUUUGCUAGCACCAUGAUGAUUGUAGGCUUGUCUGUGGUGGUAACCGUCCUGGUAUUGCAGUUCCACCACCAUGACCCCUAUGGAGGGAAAAUGCCUAAAUGGGUCCGAGUGAUCCUACUGAACUGGUGCGCUUGGUUUCUCCGCAUGAAGAAACCUGGGGAGGAAAAUAAAACGGCCGUGAGUUCCGGUUGCGCCGCAGACUACAAAAACUGCCACUAUCCUCCGGAACACAGCAGCUCCGGCAGCAUUCAGAUGAGCUUGGUGCCGGGCCAGGCGUCCACCCAGCCAUCCACGACCAACGGGAACGCCAACCUGUAUCGUGGUUACCACCCUCGGAGCUCAGACAACCAUUCGUUCCCACCGAGCACUGAUUCAGGUGCGGUGAUGUGCGGCGGCGGUCACCUCAACGGCUCCUCCCCGCAUGAGAUCCACUUGGAACAGACGCGGACUCUGCUGCUGGAGCAGGUUCCGGAGAUUUCCAGGAUCCUGGAGGAAGUGCAUUACAUCGCCAGGCGCUUUCGAGAGCACGACGAGGGAGAAGCGAUCUGCAGCGAGUGGAAGUUUGCAGCGGCAGUGGUGGAUCGAUUGUGCCUGGUGGCCUUCUCGCUCUUCUCCAUCAUCUGCACCUUCACGAUCCUCAUGUCGGCUCCCAAUUUCAUUGAGGCGGUGUCCAAAGACUUCACAUGAGGCUGAUCUCUUCAACGAGGCAAAGUCGACAUCGGAAAUCCCGACGUGAUUUGAACCCGUCUCGUUGCUGCAGCUAUGUGCGUGACCGAAGGUUCCGUUAUUUCGAAGUCACACUGCGAAGAAAAUCUUUCCCUCCAUCUCUUUAAAUUAAGACACAGUUAAUAUUUGAUUAAUUUUAAAUGUAUCAGAUUUACACAAUUACUUGUUGAAUAUUUAUAUAAUGUCUGAAAAUAGAGAGAAUCUGCCCAUGCUGACAACAGUUCAAACUCAAUAUUACUCAAUCCGCUAUCGCAUAUGACAAAGAAAAACACUUCAAUUCACCACAUUUGAGGGGAUGGAAAUAGUGACAGUUUUGGAAAAAAAACAAUUAAAUAAUUAAUUACUAAACUCUAAACGGUUGACAAUUAUAUAACGUGCCGACUAUGUAUUGAUAUUGUCUCAGCUCUCAACUCUUUUUCCACUUGUGUAAGUAUUGAAUUGAUCCUUACUCACCACUUUCUUUUCUUUCUUGGCAUUCAAGUCAUUCACACUAUUUCGUCGCGCUUCCUUUCUUCCCGCCGAUCGCCUCAUUUCCUUUUUCUUUAGCCUACACGUGACUGCUGCCAGUAAAAGUCAUUCUUGAGAGAUUUACAGAUCUGCUCCUUUCACAUGUAUUAUAGCUUGAAGUAAUUUUUGGAGGGAUCUAACAACGUAUUCCUAUGAACGUUGUUUAUCUGACUUCUGCACUGGUUACACACACGAGUCUUGUUGAUGAUGAAGUAAAAAAGAGUAAUGCAAGUCGUAGUCAAAUGACAUUCAUAGUUCUCCUGAUGGAUUUCUAAAUUAAUUUGGAAGGUGCAUUAUCCCCGUGUAGAUGCAUUCGGUACAUCUCUAGUGCCUUGUUGUUUUACUCAGCGAAAGGCAAACACUUUCUUAUCUAAUCUCUAGUAACAUUCAACAAGAAGUAAUGGGUGACCUCAUGCCACCAUCUGUGUAAAACCCUCUCACCCACAAAGCGUCCCCUCUGAUCCUCAGUGGUUAUACAACACUUACUUUUAUGUUCCUAACUGCUGAAGAAAAAUAGUCACUGAAAGAAUUGAUGGUGAGAUCAUUGACUACAUUUCAUGUCACUCUGUUGUAUAACGACUGCACAGUAUUUAGUAUCAUAUACACUGUUAAUGGACAGACAGGAAGAGGUGAAGCCAGCUUUGCCUAAAAUGUACAUAACAUAUUUAGCAAUACAGUAUUCGUAUAUUUCAUCCUGUUUGGAAAUUUAAUCAGGAUUCAAUAAGAUUUAUAUCCAUUUGGUUAAAACAUUCGUAUUACAUUACAUUGUAAUGAUGACGGUGUAUCUCAACACUUUGGGUUUGUUGUGGUGAGCGAAGUGAGGAUGUUGAUGCCACACACGUCUGAAUGGUAAAUAGGAGUUUUUUUCACUUCAAAAUGUUGCACUAUUCUAGUCCAUUUGUCUUUACGUUUUGGAUGAUUAUAAGCUGCAGGUGUAAAGGUAGAUGAAGACAAAAAGAUGAGCACUGAUAAACAAAGAGUACAAAGCUAUUUCAUGAAUUCCUUUUUAAAGGAAAGCCAUACUUUUAUGUUAUUUUGAUGUAACACACUAAUGAAAAGGGUCUUGGUUGCUGUAAGAAUUUCUAUUUAAUAGAUUGAGAACUAUUGCUAAAAUGAUCAGUUUUCCAUCUAGGUGGAGUAUAUAUUUACAGAGGAGAUGUCUUCUACAUAUAGCAUAUGUAACUUUGCCAAACCUAUGUAGAUACUUUGUGAAAUAACCCCUCCCAUGUCUAUGUGGAUGUCUAUUUAGCACAUUUCUUACAUGUGAGAAGCAUAUAUGGCACUGAGUCUGUUCAAUGUUAAAUGAACAAAGAUCAUUAAUUGCAUAAAUUCAUCUGCACUGAACAUAUGUAAAGACAAUAUUGUGUUAUUGGUAGAAUGCAUUCUUCAUUGAGCAAUCAAAAUCUAUGAAGCAGCAACCAUACAAUUGUUUGAAUAAAUGGGCUGCACAACUCUGAUAUUGCAAAGUACACAAAAAACUGAGUAUAUGACUGUUUACUCUUUGCAAAGCUGUUAUACUUCAUUAUUGUUUCAAAGGAUUUACAUAAAAGCCCAAUGUACAUGAUUAUUUUGUGAAAUAAAGGAGAAAUAUGAUCAA
Molecule: messenger RNA, 3975 nt
Organism: Gasterosteus aculeatus aculeatus (three-spined stickleback)
Lineage: Eukaryota; Metazoa; Chordata; Actinopteri; Perciformes; Gasterosteidae
Product: neuronal acetylcholine receptor subunit alpha-7
Biological process (GO): monoatomic ion transmembrane transport
Cellular component (GO): postsynaptic membrane
Molecular function (GO): transmembrane signaling receptor activity; acetylcholine-gated monoatomic cation-selective channel activity
Source: RefSeq, a predicted model, not a curated record